This is a messenger RNA of Strongyloides ratti, 396 nucleotides long. RefSeq lists its product as hypothetical. The transcript has 2 exons. The coding region runs from base 1 to 396 and encodes 131 amino acids. NCBI's taxonomy places the organism in Eukaryota, Metazoa, Nematoda, Chromadorea, Rhabditida, Strongyloididae. The record is from RefSeq and is a predicted model, not a curated record.
AUGACUUUUCCCUUUGAUAAUAUAAAUGGAUAUAGUGAACCUAAAUGUUGGCCUAGAUUUAACUUAGGAAAUCCAAAUCCAGCUCCAGUUUUCUGUCCACCAGAAGAUUUUUUUACCUAUUAUGAUUGUUGUAGUUUAGAAUAUGGAGACUGUUGUAGAUAUCCAAAAUGGGGAAAUAUAAUUAUCAUAAUCAUAAUAGUCAUUGGAUUAAUAGCUGGGUUUUGCUGUUGUAUAUGUUUUAUAUUUCAAUUUGCAAAAGCCAAAAAGAAAGAUGAUAAACCACCUAGAGAACAACAAACAGAAAGGGAAAGAGAAGUUGAAUGCGGAGGUACCGAAAUAUCAUUGGCACCAGAAGAUAAAUAUUAUCAUAGGAAUACGAAAAACACUUAUAUAUAA